This is a messenger RNA of Rangifer tarandus platyrhynchus (Svalbard reindeer), 3123 nucleotides long. Lineage: Eukaryota; Metazoa; Chordata; Mammalia; Artiodactyla; Cervidae. The record is from the annotation of a GenBank genome assembly.
AUGGCGGAGAAGCGGCCACUGGGGACCCUGGGGCCUGUGAUGUAUGGGAAGCUGCCCCGCCUAGAGGCAGACUCCGGGCCCGGCCACAGCCUGCCCCCCUCUGCUGGUAACCAGGACCCCUGCAGCUACAAGGGUGCCUACUUCUCCUGCCCCAUGGGGGCUCCUCCUAAGACAGGGUCUGAGCGAUUGGCAUCUUGGACCCCAUACCCACCCUUGUACCCUACCAGCAUGGCAGGACCCCCACUCCGAGCAAACAACCUUCUGACCAGCUGCCUGCUCUACCGCCCGCCCACAGAAAGCUCUGAGAAGGUGCAGGACUCUGGCCCUGUUGAGCUCCUGCCCUUUGGUCCCCAGUCUCACUCCUACCCAGGUCCCCCACUGGCAGCACCCAAACCUGUCUACCGCAGCCCCCUGUGUUAUGGGCUCUCCACUUGCCUGGGAGAGGGGGCACCGAAGAAGCCUCUGGAUGUUGACUGGACGCUGGUGACUGGACCCUUGUUACCACCAGUGGACCCAUCUUGUUCUCUGCCCCCAGCCUCUGGCAAGGGCCAGUUCCUGGAUGGCACUUUCUUGCGUGGGGUGCCAGCUGGGGCAUCUGACAAAGACUCCUCGGUGAGCUUCUCCCCCUGCCAGGCCUUCUUGGAGAAGUACCGGGCCCUCCACAGCACAGGCUUCCUGGCCUCCAAGUAUGCGAGUCCUUACUCUGGGGACCCCAAGCAAGCAUUGUCCGAGGGCCCCCCGAGUCCUUGGACCCAGCUGGCCCAGCCCCUAGGACCAGCCUGCCAGGACGCAGUGCCCCCGCAUUAUCCGCUGCCCCACCCCACACAGCCCGUGCCUUGCCCACCAGCCUGUCGCCACCCAGAGAAGCCGGGCGGCUACGGCUCGGUGCUCCCACUGCAGCCACUGGGAACCCACAAGGGGGCCGGGUACCCGGCUGGUGGGCUAAACAGCCCCUACCUGAGGCAGCAGGCCGUUCAGACACCGUAUAUGCCCCCGGUGGGGCUGGACACUUACGCCUACCCCUCCGCCCCCCUCCCGGCACCCUCGCCAGGCCUCAAGCUGGAGCCACCUCUCACCCCACGCUGCCCACUGGACUUUGCCCCCCAAACAUUGGGCUUUCCCUAUGCCCGGGAGGACCUCUCUCUCUAUGGAGCAUCCCCAGGGCUCGGAGGGACGCCACCUUCCCAGAAGAGUGUGCAGGCCUUGCCAAAGCCCGGGGCCUUCCAGCGGGCAUGCCAGCCUCUGCCUGCCAGCCGACCGUGCUCGGAGCCCACGAGGCCUGCAGAGAAGCCCGUGCAGGAAGCCGAGGAGAAGAUGUGGCUGCCCAGCUGCAGGAAGGAGCAGCCCCAGCCCCGGCUCCAGCCCCAGCCCCGGCUCGAUGAGCACCCCGGGGCACCCAUUGUCAUUGGAGAUAGUCCAGUUCCGCGCACCCCACCACCACUCCCACCCUGUGCCCAGGAGCGCCAGUCUCUGCCACAGAACGAGGGCUCACUGCCCCCCAGCUCUCCACCUAUGCCAGUCAUCGACAACGUCUUCAGCCUGGCCCCCUACCGUGACUAUUUGGACGUGCCGGCACCCGAGGCCCCAGCUGAGCCUGAACCGGCCCCAGCCCCCAAUGAGAGCCACGACAAAGACUGUGGGAGGUCCCUGCCUGCCCAGGAAACCCCCUCCAGUGGGCACCCCUCACUUAAGGAGGAGGUAGCUCUGGACUUGAGUGUGAAGAAGACUGCCGCCGAGGCCUCCCCCGCCAAGGUCCCCCCGACCAAGGUCCCUCAUCCCGUGGGACGUGCCAAGCCCACUGCAUCCGUGGAUGUGCCAGGUGUGGGGGACACAGUCUCUGAUCCUCGGGGCCUGCAAAAGGCAGUCACAGAGGCGCCAGAACCACCUGGGGUGCCAGUGACCACAGAGGCCACCCCGAGGACCAACUUCCACAGCUCAGUGGCCUUCAUGUUCCGAAAGUUCAAGAUCAUCCGGCCAGCACCCUUGCCUGCAACUACGGUCCCCACCACACCCACCUUGGCCCCGGCCCAGCCCGCGCCCACCCCCACCCCUGUGCCCCCUGGACUACAGAUGCUCACCCAGCCCUUGCCCAUGGCCUGCUUCGGCCUGACACUGCCCAGCCCUCCAGCUGUAGCCAUGGCCUCCCCCGCCUCCACGCCUGCCCCAGCUCCGUCGCCCGCUCCGGCUCCGGCUCUGGCUCCCGCUCCAGCUCCCGCUCCGGUUGCUGGCCCCUCCCCAGCUUCAACCCCUGCCACGGCCGACUCCUCAGAGCAGCACUUUGCAGGACUGCAUGCAUCCUUGUGUGACGCCAUCUCGGGCUCCGUGGCCCACUCCCCACCUGAAAAGCUGCGCGAGUGGCUUGAGACAUCUGGGCCCUGGGGCCGGGCAGCGUGGCAGGACUGCCAGGGCGUGCAGGGGCUGCUGGGCAAGCUGCUGUCGCAGCUGCAGAGCUUCGUGUGCACGCAGCAGUGCCCCUUCCCCCAUGUGGUGCGGGCCGGGGCCAUCUUCGUGCCCAUCCACCUGGUGAAGGAGCGGCUGUUCCCGCGGCUGCCGCCCGCCUCCGUAGACCACGUGCUACAGGAGCACCGCGUGGAGCUGCGGCCCACCACGCUGUCGGAGGAGCGGGCCCUGCGGGAGCGCGCUCUGCAUGGCUGCACCUCACGCAUGCUGAAGCUGCUGGCGCUGCGCCAGCUGCCCGACAUCUACCCGGACCUGCUGGGCCUGCAGUGGCGGGACUGCGUCCGCCGCCAGCUGGGUGACUUUAACACCGAGCCUGGAUCAGUGCCCUCUUCGGAAUCCACCGUGACCAGAGAGGAGCCAGGGAGCCUAGACCUGACUUGGAAGUCGGCUGCCCCCAAAGCCAAAAAGCCAGGGAGGAAGCCAUCAACCCCUGGCCCAGAGAAAGCAGAGGCGACCGCUGUGGGGGGGUCCCCAGGGGCCUCCCCCACCCCUGCUGCUGGUGCCAGCUUGCCUGGCCCCACGGUGAAGGCACGUUUCCGCAGCCUGCUCGAAUCUGCCUGGCUCAAUGGCCUGGCACUGCCCACUUGGGGCCACAAGGCCUCGGGACCAGACCGGACCGUACCACGCCCGCAGCUGUUGGGCAGCCAGAGCCACCAGCUGUAA